This is a messenger RNA of Microthlaspi erraticum, 420 nucleotides long. The record is from the annotation of a GenBank genome assembly. Lineage: Eukaryota; Viridiplantae; Streptophyta; Magnoliopsida; Brassicales; Brassicaceae.
AUGACGAAGAAAGCAGCCAAGUCAGGAAUGUCGCGACCUUCUUCUCCGUCGUACGCCGCCGGAGGCUCUGCUCGGAAGGAAGAUGAAAGGAGAGUGAGACUCCAGUCAUUGAGAAAGCCAAAGGCAACCGUGAAGAAGAAGAAACUCCAUGCGAAGAUGCCUAAGAAACCUCCCACUGCUUUCUUCUAUUUCUUGGAGGAUUUUCGGAAGCAGUGUCAAGAGCAGAAUCCGGAAGGGGUCAAGUCCAUGCGCGAGAUUGGGAAGACAUGUGGAGAGAAAUGGAAAACAAUGACAUACGAGGAAAAGGUAAAGUAUUAUGAUAUAGCCACUGAGAAGAGGCAAGAGUUUCACCGAACAAUGACUGAAUAUACCAAGAGAAUGGAAGCAGGUGAAGGUGAAUCGGAGACCGACUCAUAUUAG